Chelonoidis abingdonii (Abingdon island giant tortoise) is the source of this 1990-nucleotide messenger RNA. It is a transcript of the gene ISY1, whose product is annotated as ISY1 spliceosome associated protein. The record is from RefSeq and is a predicted model, not a curated record. Gene Ontology annotation, biological process: generation of catalytic spliceosome for second transesterification step. NCBI's taxonomy places the organism in Eukaryota, Metazoa, Chordata, Testudines, Testudinidae.
UUGAGCCCUGCACCCCUUUGUGGUAAGGGGAAAUCCUGAGACUGACGCAGCCUGAUUCCUGCUUGAGGGGGAUCCCUGUCAGCAGACAGCAGCCCCUUUGCAGUGACUGAGGAAUCCCGCGUCAUCUUCGAACCUGAGGAUCAUUCAUGGAGAUUCCAAGUUCCUGCUUCUGCCGCCUCCUCAAUCUUCUUCCAGGGCAUUGGCGGCUUGCGCUGACCUCUGAUCUAACCCCGCCGAGGCGUCACUUCCUGUUGUCCGCGCGUGGGAAGCGGCCGGAGAAGAAGGUGCCGCUUGCGGGCUCCGUGAGGCAACGGGGAUCAUGGCUCGAAAUGCAGAAAAGGCUAUGACAGCCUUGGCGAGAUUUCGCCAAGCUCAGCUUGAGGAAGGAAAAGUUAAGGAAAGAAGACCUUUUCUUGCAUCAGAAUGUAAUGAGUUGCCUAAAGCUGAGAAAUGGAGACGUCAGAUUAUUGGAGAAAUUUCCAAGAAAGUGGCACAGAUUCAAAAUGCUGGUUUAGGUGAAUUCAGAAUUCGAGACUUGAAUGAUGAAAUUAACAAACUCCUAAGAGAGAAGGGGCACUGGGAGGUCCGGAUAAAGGAGCUGGGAGGUCCUGAUUAUGCAAGAGUUGGUCCUAAAAUGCUAGAUCAUGAAGGAAAGGAAGUUCCAGGAAACAGGGGUUACAAAUAUUUUGGAGCUGCUAAAGAUUUACCAGGUGUCAGAGAGCUCUUUGAAAAGGAACCCCUCCCUCCUCCAAGGAAGACUCGAGCUGAGCUUAUGAAGGCUAUUGAUGCAGAGUAUUACGGCUACAGGGAUGAAGAUGAUGGUGUCUUGGAGCCAUUGGAACAGGAACAUGAAAAGAAAGUCAUAGCAGAAGCAGUGGAAAAAUGGAAGGUAGAGAGAGAGGCACGACUUGCGAGAGGUGACAAGGAGGAGGAAGAGGAGGAAAUAAACAUCUAUGCCGUCGAUGAUGAGUCUGAUGAGGAAAGCUCCAAAGAGAAAGAAGGCGAAGAAGGGCAGCAGAAAUUUAUUGCCCAUGUUCCAGUGCCAUCACAGCAAGAGAUUGAGGAAGCUCUUGUGCGGAGGAAGAAGAUGGAACUUCUCCAGAAGUAUGCCAGUGAAACUCUCAUGGCACAAAGUGAAGAUGCGAAAAGGCUCCUAGGGUUGUAGUGUCUCACCACUUAGUGGCAUGUUUAUUUUUUAUUUUUUACAAUCCAUCCUGACAGCAGUUACUUUGAUCCCCUAAAUAUAGACUCAUCAGCAACUCUGUUAGUCUUUGCUGAUGCUAAGACUAAAAGGUGAUCCUCCUGCAUAUUUUCCUAAAACACUCCAAUGUUUUAGGUAGCCUACUCCAUAUAGGUUUUUCCUCUUAUCUUUCUCCACCCUAAGGAAUGUAUUUGUUGUCCCUCAAUCUCAAAAAAGACCAACAAAAAUAAGUUGGCCUCCUUCAUGUUUUCAGUACUGUUUUUUUUUUCCCUAGCUUCCAUUUAUUUCCCCUACUUUCCUGUUUUCCCUUUCUCUAGUGGUCACUUCCAUAGCGACCACUCUUGAAUAGAAAAGCAAACCAAACCAUUUCCUUCUGAAACUAGAGGAGAUGCCCUAGGAGUGACAUGGCUGGCAAAUACUUUUCAUUCCUCCACAUUCUGACUAUUAAUUCUACCGUCCUGUGGUGACCUCUAGAUGGAGGUCUGCUAAUUCUAAACUAUUAGGAUAGCCUAUAACCUCUUAGUCUGAGAUGGAGUUUGAAGACUGUUUCCAUGACUAUUUUAUAAAUUUCAGAAAAAUCACUCAAACUCUGAAGAAGUAAACUCUCAUUUAUCUGCCCAAGCAGUGCAGUUUUCUUGUAGUCUGUCUAAAGCUCUUUUCCUGUUAUGAUUCAUGACUGUUGCUGGAUGGAUUGCUAGAGUGCUGGAUAUUUCAGCAAUUAUUGUAAUUACUUUUUCACCUUUGUAAUAAGUUACUCAGAUCUUUUUAGUAAAGCAUUUUAUACAAAGU